Meyerozyma guilliermondii ATCC 6260 is the source of this 1479-nucleotide messenger RNA. RefSeq lists its product as uncharacterized. The coding region runs from base 1 to 1479 and encodes 492 amino acids. The record is from RefSeq and is a predicted model, not a curated record. Gene Ontology annotation, cellular component: membrane. Gene Ontology annotation, biological process: carbohydrate transport; transmembrane transport. NCBI's taxonomy places the organism in Eukaryota, Fungi, Ascomycota, Pichiomycetes, Serinales, Debaryomycetaceae. The transcript has a single exon. Gene Ontology annotation, molecular function: carbohydrate:proton symporter activity.
AUGACAAGAAUAUCUAGUUAUACUCUUAAGGUGAUCUUGGCAGCAUCAUUUGGAAGUAUUACUUACGGCUACGCUUCCGGAAUUGCAGCCGCAAUUGUAGCUCAGCCAAACUUUCUCAAGUAUUUUGAUUAUGGAAGAAGCACUAAUAUAGCUGAUGCUUUUAACGGCUUAUUUUCAGGUAGUGGGAUCAUCGGGGUGCUUUUUGGUGGUUUUGUCUCAGAAAAGUUUGGUCGUAAGCCAGCCAUAUUCACAGGUUGCGGAAUAGCGAUGCUUGGUGGGAUAUUAAUGACAGCUUCCGUUGCAUUGAGCAUGCUUUACGUUGCCAGGAUUGUAAUGGGAAUAUCUGUGGGAAUGUUGGUGAUGUUAAUUCCUCUUUACCAAACAGAAGUUGCUCCAGCUGAAGGUCGAGGGCUUUUAGUGAGUAUGCAUGGAGUCAUGAUAUUGCUUGGGUAUUCAUUAGCAGGAUGGAUCAACAUUGGAUUGUACUUUGCAAGCAUUAAAAGCAACUGGAGAGUUGCUUUUGCAUUCCAAAUUUUGUGGCCAUUGUGUUUGGCCAUUUCCAUGUGCUUUUUACCGGAGUCUCCUAGGUGGUUGGUAGAACACGAUCUAAUUGGUAAGGCUAGGUCUGUGUUUACUGUUCUUGAACCUCUGCUUACUGAUGAUGAAUUUGAACUACUUGUGUCGCAAAUUUCCAACGAAAGCAAGAGCGCAUCGUGGAAGUCGGUGAUUACUAUGAAAUCCUAUAGAAAGCGCCUAUUAAUUGGGUUACUUGUUAUGAUUGGGGGACAGGGAACUGGAACUGUUGCAAUUACAAAUUACGGCCCCACGAUCUAUGGAAAUCUUGGAUUUGAUAAUUUGCAGCAAUUAUACAUUGGAACCGGGCAAAUUACAAGUGGUAUCCUCUGGAACUUUAUUUCCGGCAUCUUAGCUGACGUACUCGGUAGAAAAGCCUUGAUGAUGAUAGGCUUCCUCGGUGCGGGCGUAUUAUCAAUGACUCUCGAGACAAUCAUGUGUGCCCUAUACGCUGGCACCAAUAACAAAGGCGGCAACUCCGCAGCAGUAUUUUUCAUGUAUUUGCAUAUUCUAUUCUAUGGAGGAACAACUGAUGCUACGACGUAUGUUUAUGUCAAUGAAAUUUGGCCCACACACAUCAGAUCGAAAGGUUCAGCACUUUGUACCACGGGCUUGUUCAUCGGCAUAUUGGCAUUUACUACCGGUGUUACUACAGCAAUGCAAAACAUUGGUUGGAAGUUUUACUUGGUUUUUAUUUGUAUGAGUUUUGUCAACUUCUUUCUACUUUGGAUUUUUGUUCCGGAAACCAAGAACCUCACCUUGGAAGAGAUCGGAGAGCUCUUUGGUGAUGUUAAUGCCGAUUCAAUUGACCACAAGAGUGUCGAAUCUCAUGCAUACAAAGAGAAUGAAAAACUGAAAGGGAUAGUACGGGUAAACUCAUUUGAGAAUUCCCAAACUUCAGUUUAG